UCCAUCAGAUUUAUCAACGACAUGGAACCUAGAAACCUAAUAGAUGUUUCAGAAUUCCUACUCCUGGAAUUGACAGAUGAUCUAGAACUACAGCCCCACCUAUUCUACCUGUUCCUGACCAUGUACCUGGCCACCGUUCUGAGAAGCCUGCUCAUCAUCCUGGCCAUCAGCUCUGACUCCCACCUGCACACCCCUAUGUAUUUCUUCCCCCACAAUCUGUCCUUUAUUGGCAUCUGUUUAAGCACUGUCACAAUCACCUUCCCAGAGGUGCUGGUAAACAUACAAGCACAGGAUCAGAGCACCACUUUUAUAGGUUGCCUCACUCAGAUUGGCCUUGUUGUGGUUUUGAGUGGAUUUGAGAAUUUUCUCCUUGCAGCGAUGGCUUCUGACUGCUAUAUGGCCAUUUGUCACCCCUUGAGGUAUAUGGUUAUCAUGAACCCUCAUCUCUGUGUUCUGCUGGCUAUACUCUCACUGUUCCUUAGUUCUGUGGUUGCCCUGCUCCACAGUCUGAUGGUGCUGCGCUGUCCUUCUGCAAGACUGUGGUCAUAUUUAGAGACUAACUUCCACCUGAUCCCAUGGUAG
Molecule: messenger RNA, 582 nt
Organism: Pteropus alecto (black flying fox)
Lineage: Eukaryota; Metazoa; Chordata; Mammalia; Chiroptera; Pteropodidae
Product: olfactory receptor 7G2-like
Exons: 2
Coding region: 22-582 (186 amino acids)
Biological process (GO): G protein-coupled receptor signaling pathway
Cellular component (GO): membrane
Molecular function (GO): olfactory receptor activity; G protein-coupled receptor activity
Source: RefSeq, a predicted model, not a curated record